AUGUGGAUGGAUAAUGGUGAACUGAGUCCAUCCAGGAGGAUGGUGAUUAGGACACAAGUCAGCAUCAGACUACCACCACCGGCCUGCCACCACCACCAAUUAACGCCGCCGCCACCACCAUCGGUCACCGCCGCCGUCACGAUCACCGCCACCACCCCUAGUCAACAUUAUUUGAUAAACUCAAAGAAAUCUCAAGAACUAUCAGAUUUACAUCAAGGAAAGAAAUGUCAAAAAUACACAAUGGUUGAAGAUCUGGACACAUGCGCCACUCAAAUCCCAAUGGCCGAAAUUACAGAUGAAGGAGAAAUAAAGCAAUCAUGGCCGAAGUUGUAGAAUAAGGGAGACCCAGAGUAGUCGGUGAACGGAGUUGCAUAAGGAGGGAGAAAUAGAGAAGUUGUCGAUUGAUUAUAGCGGAUCUGUUCAUCAGAUCGACUGCGGCCGGUUCAAACGAUCUCCUUCUCCCUUGAUUUUCUAGUGGUGUUUAGGGUUCAUCCUUUACAAGAUCGACGGCGUAUGGGGUCGAGUCGCAGCGGAUCUGUUCGUCGGAUCGACGACGAUGGUAGGGUUUCAGAAGGUGGUGGAGGAAACGUUGAAAUGUGGUAGCUAUAAAAGCGGAUUUGUUCGUCUGAUCGACGACGACGCUAGAGGAUCUGCUGAAAACCCUAAGGAUAAAGAAGAAGGUGGUGGAGGCAAUGUUGAAUUGUGGUAGCAACGACUGAUUAACAGCAAGAAUGGCAAAGUUAGUGAUGGUUUCUGUCAAGAAUGGUGUUGAUUUCUGGUGGAGAAGACGAACCGAGAAGGUGACGACGAUUUGACGUUGGUUUCCGGUGAGAAUGGUGGUGAUUUUCCGGCUAUCUGGUGGUGUCCAACGGGAUAAGGAAGAAAGAGAAGAGAGUGUGUGUGUGUGUUAGAAGAUGAAGGGUUUAAGGU
Messenger RNA from Lactuca virosa, 930 nucleotides. NCBI's taxonomy places the organism in Eukaryota, Viridiplantae, Streptophyta, Magnoliopsida, Asterales, Asteraceae. The record is from the annotation of a GenBank genome assembly.